UCUCCACAGUCUUUUCCUUUCAGGAAACACAUCCUGUUAAUAUUUGACUGCCGUGGCAGUGGCUCUUUUUUUGCAGUCGACUACGCCCUGAGGCUCACCAAAACGAGCCACGAAAACAGCCAUUUCCUCUUGGUGGGGAGGUGGGGGGGGGCCUUUUCCUCACUGCAGUGGUUGUUCUCGUCCCGGGACUUACAGCUCGGCUCUUCGGAGAGGGACAGGACAGAGCAACCUCCUCGGGAUACCCCAAACUUGCAGAUCACCUUUGGGAUGAUCGCAUUCCCCUCUGGCUCAGCUUGGCUUUGAGAGAAUGACAUCUGUCACCGUUUGCAGGAUAUUCUGAAGUUUGCACCCAAACCCAGGCUUUUGGAGCAGCACCAGUUGUCUUGGAGGACCCGGCGCUCCGCAAGCUACAGUGAGCAUCCCAUCCCAUCUCUGUCCCACCUCAGCUCAGGCUCUCCUGCCCUGAGACUGGAUUCUGUCUGGAUUCACCCCAUCCAACACGGAAUGGACCUCCCUGUCAUCCAGUUCACCACGGGACUGGCAUUACUUAUCAAAGUCCAAGAAGGUGGAUAAGCCAGCGCUGGGAAAGACCUAACAAAGCUUCUUUGUGUUCUUAUUUUAUGGAAUUCUCCUAUCUACCUCACAAAAUUCUCAUUUCCUUGGUCAGAAAUCCCCCUGGAGUUGACUUCAAGAAUGAACGGUGAUGUCCUCUAGCGACCCAUAACACCCUAGCACAGCCGACUGUUCCUAGCCCAGGUUCAAUGUGCUGCAGCUGACUGGGACCUCGUGUCGUCUGCAAUUAGAGACUGGCGGCAAGCUGACAGUCAGAUAUGACUAUCCAGAAACUGGUAGCCACAGCUGUGUUGGUAGCCCUGGUCUCACUCAUCCUUAACAACGCGGCUGCCUUUAGCCCCAACUGGGUGUACCAAACGCUGGAGGAUGGGCGCAAGCGUAGUGUGGGGCUCUGGAGGAUGUGCUGGCUGGCAGAGUGGAGCAGAGGGGGUGCAAGCAUCAGUGCCAGGCACGGGCAAGGGGAGGAGCAAGAAUGUGAAGCCCUGGGCUGGGGUUCAGAGUCGGCUGGGUUCCAGGAGUCACGCAGCACUGUCAAACUGCAGUUCGACAUGAUGCGUGCCUGCAACCUCAUCGCCACGGUGGCUCUGACUGCCGGCCAGCUCCUUUUCGUCCUGGGGCUGAUGGAGCUCCCCAUCAUCUCCCAGGAUACCCAGUGGUGGGAGGAGGCCAUAGCUGCUGUGUUCCAACUUGCCAGUUUUGUUCUGGUUAUUGGACUGGUGACAUUCUACCGUAUUGGACCAUACACCAACCUCUCGUGGUCCUGCUACCUGAACAUCGGAGCCUGCCUUUUGGCCACGCUGGCAGCUGCCAUUCUAAUCUGGAACAUCCUGCACAGGCGUGAGGACUGCAUGGCACCCCGGGUCAUCGUCAUCAGCCGCACCCUCACCGCACGCUUUCGCCGGGGCUUGGAAAACGACUAUGUUGAGUCACCUUGCUGAAAGAGCGCACUUGAAAGGGGAAAGAUCUCCAAGGAGAUCUGCAUUGGCAUUAUAUUCUAUAAACAUGUGCUAUAAUUUAAGGGUUGAAAGACAUUACAACAUUCACUUGUGUGAGCAGAGGCCCUUGAUUAUUAUUCGGCUGGGCUCCAUCUAUAUACAUAUGUAUAAAACACAUAAUUUUAUAUAUAUAUAUAAAUAUUAUAUUGCCCUCUCCUUCUGCUGUACAGCACAGAAUUGCUGGGUUCAUGGCAGCAGGGUCAGCUGGAGAAAAUACCAAGUGUGUGCAAUGAGAAUACAGGAAAGAGGGAACCAAACACAUUUUCUCUGUCUACAUCAAGUUCUCCUGCUCCCUAAAAAUAAACCAAAAAGCUAUAGGAGACCAGUGACAAUAGCUUGGGAGUUAACAGGCACUCUGAGAAAGCAGAAAACUCACUAUAGAUUAAGUGAUGGGUUUAAAAGCUGUCUAAAUUUCAUGACUUCUAUUCACCUUCUAUUCACCUCUCUACAAGGAAUGCAUUCUCAUUAGCUGCAACACCUGCUCCCAGCCCCAGAACAGAACGUAAAAAGCAAAAGCAACCCUAACUAUUCUUAUGUAAAGAGAGGGAUUGCAGAAGAAUUAAGUUCAUUUUUUUCCAGACAUUUCUUUUGUAUCCUGAGACACAGGUUUGCUAAUGUCCUAUGUGUAAACAGACAUGAAAAAUUAGAAGGGUAUGUAGCUAGAACAGGACACACAUGCUGCUGAAAAAAUGUAUCAAUGUUACAUUGAGGGCAAAUGUCCACAGGAGGCUACCAGAACUCCCUAAUAAUCAGAUAUAUAAUUAAAUUACAUUGUUGGGAACUAUUACAAGAAAGAAAUAUUCCCGACCAAAUUGGUUUCUUUUCUCUCCAGCUAGUUAUAACAUUUGCUGUGACAUUAGAAUGCUAUGGCAGCUCUGCUCAGAGCCACAUAACACAGGGAAUAUUGGAGAAUAGAGCUGCCACUCAAGUACCCAAACUGGAGAAUAGGACAAAUAUACAGGACUUCGGGAUUUUCAGAUUUAAAAACAACCUGCCUAAUAACUUAAAAUGAUAAUGAAGUGAAAAAUUAAUGCCUUUAGAAUUAGGUACAAUGUUUAUAAGCCUUACCGUGAGAAGAACAUGGCUUUACAAAAGUAAUGUGCAUAUAAUUUUCAGAAAGAAAAAUAACACAUCAAAAACUAUUAAGCAGGGAUACAGGAACCUGAGGCAAUGAUAGGUGUGUAAGUGCUCUCAGAAUGCUGCUCUGAGCACAAUUAGUGAUAGGUUUGAGCUGUGAAUGUUACAAAUACCUAAGGACUUCUGUGUUGCUCCCAGCUGAGUACACUGCCUUGCUUCUUUAUCACCACUUCCACACUUUGUUAAAAUGUGAUGAUCAAGCUGGCUCUUGAGUUCUGCACUCAGCUUUGGAUGUGAUAAGAAACUCAACCCUGACUGCUGCUUUGCACCACAUUCCAAAUGAGCAACAGAGACUGAUGCUAAAGAAUAACUGCACUGCUCUAGACUGUCAGGGGAAAUACCACAAAGCUGACAAAGAGUUUCUUCUAGCAGUAGGUUUGUAAAAACCAACUAAGAUUAGCACUCAUCUGUCUGCAUUAAUUUUCUGGAAAAAAAUAAUUCUAGAAAUAAUAUGCUAUGAUUAAAUGCAGCAGUUUUAAAAAUAAAAUAUGAGAGUAUUUAAGAGACAUUUUAUUAUUUCCUCUAAUAUUGCAAUAUCCGUAUUAUAAUAAUGUACAUGUGAAUUUAAAAAUCAGCUAUGUGGUUGGUAAAUCUGUAACACUCGGUAUUCCUGUGAUUAUUUUUGAUGUAUAAAUAAAAUUAUGAGUGUU
This is a messenger RNA of Sturnus vulgaris (Common starling), 3355 nucleotides long. RefSeq names its product transmembrane protein 204 (gene TMEM204). The record is from RefSeq and is a predicted model, not a curated record. Lineage: Eukaryota; Metazoa; Chordata; Aves; Passeriformes; Sturnidae. Gene Ontology annotation, biological process: smooth muscle cell differentiation; lymph vessel development; regulation of vascular endothelial growth factor receptor signaling pathway. Gene Ontology annotation, cellular component: plasma membrane.